CUCUGAUCCUGUCCUGCGAUUUUCCAUCAAGCUGCUCAGACCCACCCCUGGCUCGUUUGUGCUGGUGAAAUGGCUUGAUGUUUGAAUGCAGAAAACAGGAAGGCGCAGCUGAAAUGACAUGACGACAAAGGGAAUGAAGACUUGAUGGGAUGUGAGUGACCCAGUGCACAGAACAAACAUUCACUGUUCCAGAGUCGUUGCCAGUGUGUCCAGACUGACCUCACUGCUCGCAGGCAUAGAGCUGAAACUCAGGUUGUCAGAUUUCCAGCAUGAUUGCCGCUGCUCUCGUGCUCCUGCUCUUCUUCGAUGACCUCGGCGCUGACGUGGGGACGACGCCCAACCUCAAACAGAUCGUCCUGGGACGGUGCUUCAGCUAUGUGACACUCAUUAGUCCUGGUUCUAGGUUUAACUGUGAGGAGAUCUGGAGGGAGUUCCGGAAUGCAGUAAUCCAGAGAGCGCCAUGCGACGUCAGAGUGAAGGACUACAGCUGCAUGUUCCACGCAGCUCCCCAAGCCCUCCCCUGUGACAGACUCCUCUUCUGGAGUAAGACCCGGGAGUUUGUACACAGUUACUCGGCCAUCACACGCCGUUUCUGCACCCUGGAAGAUACUCUGGUUGGAUAUAUGUUCAACGACCUGAUCUGGUGUGGACAGAAAGAGAAGCACAGAGGGUUCGACUUCAACUCCUGUCCAGAGUGGUCAACCUGCGCAAACCACCCAGUGUACUCCCUGUGGAAGCAAGCAUCACAGAAUUUUGCAGCUUCUGCAUGUGGAAACAUCACUGUCAUACUGAAUGGCUCCAUGGAGAACGCCUUUAACAGGACAAGCAUGUUUGGGAGUGUGGAGUUGGACAGCCUGAACCCCAGGAUGGUGAACCAUGUCAACAUCAAGGUGGUAGCCAACCUGGAGGGCCCAAUCAUAGAUUCCUGCACAAAAGGAUCCAUUCGGAACCUCAUCCAGAUCCUGAAGACCAGAGGGUUUCGGUGGACCUGCACUGAUACAGAUAUGACACUGAUGAUUCUUCAGUGCAUUCAGAACCCAAGACAACUGUCAUGCGAGAUAUUCCACAACAACCUGCUAUAGAAUGCUGGGCGCCCUCUGCUGGAACAGAGGACACAGCCAUUAAAACGCUGUAUUAUCAGUUAUAUCACUGGAGGCUUGUAGAAAGGAAGUAACAGCUUCUGCUAACAUCUUAUCUAGAUAUCUACUUGUUCUAGGCUGCAUAGGGCUCAGAGUGGGCAUAGAUCCCAUGUGAGCUGUAACUAUAGCAGCGUGUGGCUCAGUGGGCUGAGCCUUUGUGUCUGUGAUCUGAAGGUUGCCAGUUCAAACCUGGACUUGGUAUGUGUGUGGGCCCUUUAGCAAAGCCCUUAACCCCCAGCCUGCUGGAUGCUGCAGUGGGUGGCUGUUCUUUAUGGCCAGCAAGAUGGAAUUGGUGAAAAGAGAAUUUUCCCAUCGGGAACAAUAAAAGUAUAUUGUUUUUUAAUUAUUAUUAUGAAUGGUUUUUGAUUAUCUGUGUAAUAGAAGACUCAUUCUGAGAGGUUGUUUAGCAAACUCCUGAAGUACUAUGUCAGAGGGCAUUGAUUAGAUUAGAGACUUGGAAGCAGUACAGUUUUUAC
This is a messenger RNA of Brienomyrus brachyistius, 1615 nucleotides long. RefSeq names its product ADP-ribosyl cyclase/cyclic ADP-ribose hydrolase 1. Gene Ontology annotation, biological process: positive regulation of B cell proliferation. The record is from RefSeq and is a predicted model, not a curated record. Gene Ontology annotation, cellular component: plasma membrane. The transcript has 11 exons. The coding region runs from base 270 to 1082 and encodes 270 amino acids. Lineage: Eukaryota; Metazoa; Chordata; Actinopteri; Osteoglossiformes; Mormyridae. Gene Ontology annotation, molecular function: phosphorus-oxygen lyase activity; NAD+ nucleosidase activity.